AUGCUUUCCCAUCUUGUCUCAGCCCUAGCCAUACCGGCUCUUGUUAGCGCGGCUACUGUCACGUAUUCUGUCCCAGCAGCUGCUCCUACUACAGCUGCUACUCUGGAUGUUGCGCCUGUAGCAAUCUCCAUCGAGUUCUUCACCUGGCCAUCAUACAUGACAAAUGUCACGGCAACCACCCAAUGCCUUUCAAACUUCGAAGCUUUGACCGGUGAAUGGCCAGCUAUUCGAAUUGGUGGUACAACACAGGAUCGUGCAGACUACAACCCAUCCACGUCAGCAUAUGUUGUAUACUCGACCAGUAGCGCGACAGGUGUCCCGACUAUUCUUACUUAUGGACCUAGUUUCAUAGACCUUGCUGCGGCAUAUAAAGGAAGGGUCACCAUGGGUCUCAACCGUGGUCAUAACAAUAUCACAAACACCAUUCUUGCUGCAAAAUACAGCAAGUCUAAAAUGACCAACCUGUAUGCGAUAGAAGCUGGAAACGAACCAGAAUAUUGGUCUGGUGCCACUGCAGCUGCAGAUGCGCAAGCUCAAGACGACUGGGCCAUCCGCAUUGGUCAGGCGAUUUCCACAACCGACAUCAUGGAAGAGGGUAACUCGUUAUCUCCACCUCCAACCUGGGGCGCGGCCGAGUUGAUAGCUACCGAGAACUCAACUGUCACGCCGUAUGUGAAGACCUUCUCUCACCAUGCCUAUCCUGGAGGAGAUACAACGACUUUAAUGGAACAUUCAUUAACUGUGAGCAAAAUGGCUGUGUUCAAGGCGGAUAUUGCAGCCGCGACGACUGCUGGGAAACAGUAUGUCUUUGGCGAAACAAACUCGGUCUCCGGUGGUGGCGCAGCAUCAGUAAGUCCAACAUAUAGCUCAGCGAUCUGGACUCUAGACUACGCUCUCUACGCCACGACCCUCAACGCCAAACGCUUGUAUUUCCACCACGGCACGCUCGGCGCCUGCGAGUAUUGCUGGUUCGGACGCUACACCAUGGGAGCCUCGUACUACGGCGCCUAUGCAGCCAGCGCCGCCAUGGCCAGCGGCUCCAAGAUCGUCAUGCUCGAUGCGGGGACUACCAACUACGCCACAUACAUUGUGUACGGGAGCACCGGGGCGCCGUUGCGCGCCGUGCUUAUCAAUACGGAUUUCUACUCUGGGUCUGGGACGCGCGGCAGCGAGGUGUUUAAGCUGACGGGCUUCUCGACGACGAGCGUGAAGGCGAAGCGCCUUACGGCUGCUGCAUCGACUAGUAGGGUGGAUGAGGGGGCGUCGCCGACGUUUGGCGGGCAGGAGUUUGAGAAUGGGAGUUGUGUUAAGACGGGGACGGAGGCGUACGAGACGACUACUGUUUCUAGCGGCGCGGCUAACUUCACUGUUAACGCGUCCGAGGCGCUUAUCGUCUACUUUUAG
Messenger RNA from Lachnellula hyalina, 1404 nucleotides. Its product is annotated as Beta-glucuronidase. Bases 1 to 1404 code for a protein of 467 amino acids. The record is from RefSeq and is a predicted model, not a curated record. NCBI's taxonomy places the organism in Eukaryota, Fungi, Ascomycota, Leotiomycetes, Helotiales, Lachnaceae. The transcript has 6 exons.